This is a messenger RNA of Perkinsus marinus ATCC 50983, 759 nucleotides long. RefSeq lists its product as hypothetical. NCBI's taxonomy places the organism in Eukaryota, Perkinsozoa, Perkinsida, Perkinsidae. The record is from RefSeq and is a predicted model, not a curated record. The transcript is spliced from 7 exons. Bases 1 to 759 code for a protein of 252 amino acids.
AUGGGACGGGUCACUGUGGGGCCGUGCGUGAAUGGCUCGGCUGGGGAGGUGUACGAGCUCAUUGAACAACUUCAGUCUGCCUUGUUCGGUGGCGUCUAUAGGGCGAGGGGGUUGAAGUCUGGGAGGGACUAUGCAGUUAAAGUACUGCAUAAAAGAGAGCUCUCCAGGAUACAAAACGAGGCUAGGGGUGAUCGUAAUGUCGAAUUUUGUGAGAUGCCUCUAUCGGAGGUAACCUUUGCGGCCAAGAUGAGGGACAAUGGGUAUGUUCUCGAACUGAUGGACCGGCUCAUGCAAGUGGACCCUCGAAAACGUUCAAGUGUUAGUCGUGUGGUGGACCAUCCGUGGUUCACGGAGAAGCCUAGCCCUGUCAGAUGGCCAGCACCCAGUCACCUUGUUGUGGAGGAGAGGGAGAUGCUUCAGCGGAUGUAUGCCCGGCAGGCAGCAGCAACUGCAGUGUUGGUCAAUAGCAGUGCUCCUAGCGAUGAUGAGACUGCAGUGGAGAAUCCCGGAGAACAACUUUACGUGAAUCUCGCCUCGACUCGAGUGGCACGUGCCACAGGGCGAGUGUUGGAUCAUCGCGGAGGUGUGAUGCAUGAGGUUGUCCGCGUAUCGAAAGGUGCCUUACACAGGUCAGUGGAUCAGCCGUCUAAAGCGGCUCAGAGGAGCUCCCAUGGGGCAGGGAUGGGCGAGCCCUGUAUCGGGGCCGAGGUGGACGGCACUGUCCCCUGCCCUAAUGGGCAGAGACCUGAGAUUGAGUAG